AUGCGUAUCAAACGCAUGACCCUGUCGGUGGAGAGCGAGGCCGACCUGGCACGAAUGCGCAAGGACGAGUGCCAAUAUAGGGAAGUUUUGGACCUACUGGGAACCACGCAGCUAGCCAGGGACGACGAGAGCAAGCGGGUCAGGUACAGCAACAUACCAUUCUCGGCCAACGCCAAGUUCAACGGGCGUGAUGAAGUGCUGGCCACGGUAAAUAGUGCACUAGCUCCCGACAUGGUAGCCUCCUCGCACAAGUCAGUAGCGCUGUUUGGCAUGGGCGGCGUCGGCAAGACGCAGAUUGCACUCAAGUAUGCGUACAAUUCUGUGAACCAUUUCGACGUUGUCAUGUGGGUUGCGGCCGAUAACGCCAUCGCUAUAGGCCAGAGCUUCCGGACGAUCGCCGAUGGCCUUGGGCUGCUCGGGGAUGGCGACGAGAUGAACCACUCGGCGGCUGCUACAUGGAAGAUGAAGAACUGGCUCCUGAAUACCAAAUCCAGCUGUCUUGUCGUGUUUGACAACGCCGACGAUCUGGCUGCUUUGAAGACGGCGUGGCCAGGGGCCACUGGCGGCUCAGUCUCAAUACUUGUGACCACACGGGAUCUCACAGUUGCCAGCUCGCUUGCUGCUCAAAAGAUACAGGUCAAUGCUCUUGGGGAUGACGAAGGCACCAAACUGCUGCUAAGGGCGAUCGACUUAGAAGAUGGCUCUCCGCUGGAUGCAGAACACGCACUCGACAUCUCCAGGACUUUUGGCGGGCUGCCUCUGGCUCUCGCUCAGGUGGCAGGCUUCAUUACCCAGAGACGGUUGGCCCUGAAGGAUUUCCUGCCUCUGUACGAGCGGUAUUCGUAUAGGGUUGACUCUCGCAGGAACCCUGGUAGCGACUAUGAGCACACCUUGAGCACAGUGUGGGACAUGUCCUUCCAGAAGCUGACCGAGACCAACUCUGCCUGCCUCCUUAACCUUUUGUCAUUUUUUGAACCAGAUGGAAUCGCAGAGGAUAUCCUGAUCAACGGUUCCAAGGACCUGGAUGAGGAGUUUCUCUUCCUUUCGGACCAAUUUGACCUCGGCGAUGCUUCGGAAGAACUCAUGCGUGCAGCUCUCGUUCAGCGAGCAGCUCAGUCUUCGGAUCUGUCUAUGCAUCGACUCGUCCAGUCGGCUGUCAGGAAGAGGCUUGAAAAGUCCACUGCCGCCAAGCUUUUCGACGUCGUGGUCCACAUGCUCUGCUGGGGCUUUCCUGAUCACUCGAGUGUCGACAUUGGCCACCAGAUCUCGGCCUGGGCGCGAUGCGAAAAUUGCCUCCCUCACGUCCAUCACCUUGUCGGGCUGGCCAGGAGCUCUGGCAUAGCCGCCCUGGACCGGCAAAAGUACGCUGAUCUUUUACUCCGAUGCGCCUGGUGA
This is a messenger RNA of Pyricularia oryzae 70-15, 1395 nucleotides long. RefSeq lists its product as uncharacterized. The record is from RefSeq and is a predicted model, not a curated record. Bases 1 to 1395 code for a protein of 464 amino acids. The transcript is spliced from 3 exons. Gene Ontology annotation, molecular function: ADP binding. NCBI's taxonomy places the organism in Eukaryota, Fungi, Ascomycota, Sordariomycetes, Magnaporthales, Pyriculariaceae.